UUUAUGAUCCUAGAACGCGUUCAGGUGCAGUGGCUCACAGUACGACAAACAUGAGGUUGUGCCUGCAGCGCACCGUCGUAUUAUGUCUUGUCUGGAUUUUUUACGGUGGACUCGCCCAGAAUGAUACCCGGCAGUUUUAUCAGGGAAGCGACCUUGAAGACUUCACGUCAAGUACGAACAUUCGCCAUUGCGAUGCCACUAUUCAGACCCUUGAAGACUGGAUAUUUACACCAAACUAUCCCUCGGACUACGACAGUUUCCGCACCUGCACGUUUACCGUGCGCAAAGUGAGCACUGACAUUUGUACACUACUGCUGACUUUCAACGAUUUCGACGUCGAAGACAGCGACGGCUGUGCCAACGACUACCUCCUGCUCCCGGACGGACAGAGGCUCUGCGGAGCCCUACCGCCUGACACAACCAAGCAAGUCAGCAUUUCACGAAGGCACAGCAAGUUCACCUUCAUCUUCUCCAGCAACGAAGCCUACACAGCCAAAGGUUUUAUGAUCAAGGUCACGCAGCUCACCCACACCUGCACCGAUGACGUGCCGGACAGUCCACUGUACCCUCCAGAUUCCGAGUCUGCGGAGUUUCCUCUCGCUACAGACAAGCACUCUCCCAUUGAAAGCGGCCAUUGCAAUCGCGACAUCCUGGGAUAUUCCCACGUGCUGACAUCUCCCGGUUAUCCGUACGGUUAUUCCAACUACGAAAGAUGCACGUACAGAGUCUGGCGGGCAGACAGCAGUGUCUGCGUCGUCGAACUGGACAUACAAGACUUCACGCUUAAUCCCGAAGACUACCGAGGCUGCCUUAGGGAUUACCUAGAACUCCCCGACAACUCGCGUCUUUGCGGUGUCGUCAGCGGAACCAAGCUCCUAGAAUUUUCGCCUGGGUCCGACACAUUAACAAUGACCUUUGUGAGCGACGCCUUCGGCUCUGGCAGAGGAUUCAGCAUACAUCUCCGUCAAAGACGCAACUCUUGUGGAUUCGGACCAACUGGUGGCUGUGACCAGAGACUACUCGGUUCAUCCGGCAUCAUACGGUCACCGAACUAUCCUCGAUUCUAUGGACCCAACCAGCGCUGCCGUUACACUGUCGUCCGCCUCAACCCUUUUGUCUGUCGCGUCGAGUUCACAUUCAAGAGGUUCAAUUUGGAAACGAGCUAUGGAUGUCGCAAGGACUACGUCGAGCUGCCGGACAGAUCCAGGCUCUGCGGGCGGUAUACAGGCACAAAGGUCUUCGAGUUCAACCAAGAUGCGAUGAACUUGUACUUUGUCUCCGACAGCUACGUCGCAAACUCUGGCUUCGAGAUCGAAGUUCAUCAACUCAUCAAUUCCUGUCUCGAGAGAGCUCCCACGCAGGGAUGCGACAAAACAGUGACGCGAGAAAGAGAUUUCCUACGAUCUCCUGAAUAUCCCAAAGACUAUCCCUCGAACGCACACUGUGUGUAUACGAUACGACGUUCGAGGCCAAGCAUCUGCCGCGUUAGACUUGACCUGGUUCACUUUGACCUGGAAGACGGUAGCAGAUGCGACUCUGAUGCCCUCAUCAUCGAGAACACCGGCGAGCGCAUCUGCGGGUACAAGACCGGCACUUCAAAGACUGUCCAGUUUCCCAUCGGAGCGGACGAGAUAAGGUUCAUUUUCUCCUCUGACCCCACGACGACGAGGAAAGGAUUCGACAUCAGAGUGACCCAAGAGUCGAACUGCAACCGCGCUCCUCUAAGCCCGUCCAACAGCGUUCUACCCUAUGGCACGUGUGGGCGUCUCAGAUCAGCGGCUGGAAGACUAGACAGUCCUCGCUACCCAGCAUUUUACCCACCGAACCUGGACUGUAACUACUGGAUCCACAAGAGCAGUCCGGAGGUCUGCCGCGCGCAGCUGUACUUUACACGGUUCGACUUAGGCACUUAUCUAGGAGGGCGGUGUCCCUUUGACUUCCUCGACAUCCAGGGGACCAAGUACUGCGGACGGCGCGAUGGGCAAGCAUUGAUUGUGGACUUCCCGUACAAGAGGGACACCAUAGUGCUUCGACUUCACACGGACCACACGUCCCAGAAAUCAGGAUUUCGCAUACAAGUUCGACAAAUGACGACGGGAUGUGCGCGGAGCCUCCAACCUCAAAGCUCGCCACGUGUCUCCUGCAACCAGGUGUUUACCACCGAGGAGUUCCAGAUAGUUAGUCUAGGCUUCAGGAGAGGAGGCUACCUACCAAACACAGAUUGCGCGUAUGUAAUCAAGAAAAGUGACUUCAGAGUUUGUGCCUUGGAAAUAAAAAUAGACGCCUUCGACUUGGAAGAUGAUGCUGACUGCGACAAGGAUUACCUCCAGUUCAACGAGGUUAAGCUGUGCGGAAAGCAAGCUUAUGGCGCUACAAGGACCAUAGAAUUCUUGGACGACGAACUGAAAGUCCAUUUUCACUCAAACCCCACAAUUAAUGGGGCUGGAUUUUUCGUCUCUGCGAAGCAAGUUUCAUGCUAAGAAGUGGACUACUUAACACCGUAAUUUAUAAAUAAAGAACUGUUUUCUUUUUC
Messenger RNA from Ornithodoros turicata, 2533 nucleotides. Its product is annotated as cubilin-like. Bases 51 to 2480 code for a protein of 809 amino acids. Lineage: Eukaryota; Metazoa; Arthropoda; Arachnida; Ixodida; Argasidae. The record is from RefSeq and is a predicted model, not a curated record. Gene Ontology annotation, molecular function: serine-type endopeptidase activity. The transcript has 14 exons.